GUUACGGAAGUCGUGCUUGACUUCAUCAGUCCGCGGUGUUGGCGCUUGCUACCGCGUCAUUUCCGGGCGGCGCGGAACGGAGUGGCCACAGGCCCACGGAGUAACAUGCCUAAGUUUUAUUGUGACUACUGCGAUACAUACCUCACCCAUGACUCUCCAUCUGUGAGAAAGACACACUGCAGUGGUAGGAAACACAAAGAGAAUGUGAAAGACUACUAUCAGAAAUGGAUGGAAGAGCAGGCUCAGAGCCUGAUUGACAAAACAACGGCUGCAUUUCAACAAGGAAAGAUACCUCCUACUCCAUUCUCUGCUCCUCCUCCUGCAGGGGCAAUGAUCCCACCUCCCCCAAGUCUCCCGGGUCCUCCCCGUCCUGGUAUGAUGCCAGCACCUCAUAUGGGGGGCCCUCCCAUGAUGCCAAUGAUGGGCCCUCCGCCUCCUGGGAUGAUGCCAGUGGGGCCUGCUCCUGGAAUGAGGCCACCUAUGGGAGGCCACAUGCCAAUGAUGCCUGGACCCCCAAUGAUGAGACCUCCUGCCCGUCCCAUGAUGGUACCCACUCGGCCAGGAAUGACUCGACCAGACAGAUAAGGAGGGAGGGGAGCUUCUUUAUAUCAGUUUUGUAUUACUUCUUGUUCUUCACCAGGAGAUCAUGGUGCUGUGACUCUGGGUGUUUUCUAACAGUAAGACAAGGAAGACAUGCUCCCUCUUCCUAGCAAAGAGAGAAUGGUUUUGGAGGAGAGUAGUGGGACAAAAAAAGCAGUUUUCAUUUGUGUUGUGAAAUGUGAAAAUAAAAUUGUCAACUCUUUUACUUAAA
Manis javanica (Malayan pangolin) is the source of this 811-nucleotide messenger RNA. It is a transcript of the gene SNRPC, whose product is annotated as small nuclear ribonucleoprotein polypeptide C. Gene Ontology annotation, molecular function: zinc ion binding; pre-mRNA 5'-splice site binding. Gene Ontology annotation, biological process: mRNA splicing, via spliceosome; spliceosomal snRNP assembly; mRNA 5'-splice site recognition. Gene Ontology annotation, cellular component: nucleus; U1 snRNP. Lineage: Eukaryota; Metazoa; Chordata; Mammalia; Pholidota; Manidae. The record is from RefSeq and is a predicted model, not a curated record.